Molecule: messenger RNA, 2893 nt
Organism: Caenorhabditis auriculariae
Lineage: Eukaryota; Metazoa; Nematoda; Chromadorea; Rhabditida; Rhabditidae
Source: the annotation of a GenBank genome assembly
AUGUCUCUGAACACUUCACACACGCCAGAUGGCCGAGGGGUUCUCAUCUACAACGGAGAAAUGUAUUGCGCAACGUAUGACUCAGCAUUUAAAUGAUAAUUCCAGGAUAUUACUUUACACUUCUGAUGUGAAAGUAAAGUUCGAAAACUUCUCCGACCCUAUUUUCAAAGGAGGAAAGUCCGGAGCACUCUACCUCACUUCUCAUAGGGUUCGUUGGUUUUAUCGCCUAGUUUUUUUUCAACUUCGUUUACUAUUCAGCCUUUCAUUUUCUUGUUUCAGAUCAUUUUCAUGAACUCCAAGAACGAAGCCGUCAAGUCGUUCGCCAUGCCGUUCCACUCUCUGAGAAACGUCAAGUUAGAACAACCACUGCUUGGAGCCAAUUAUUUGAAGGUUUUUUUUUCUUCCUCGGUUUCGAAGAAAAUAUCUUUGCAGGGAGAAGUUGAAGCUCUGCCUGGUGGGAAUUUCGAGGGGAUCAUCGAAUGGCGACUUUCGUUUCCAAAAGGAGGCUGCAUUGAUUUUGGACAAGCACUUCUGAGAGCCGCUGAUAUGGGUUUCUAAAAUGAUACAUAUUUUUUUGUAAAAAAUGUUCUCAGCUUCGAAAGCACGACCAUUUGCUGCUCCUCCAAGCUACGCACCAGCUCCGCAAUCUUACUACUCAGCUCCGCCGAACUAUUACAUUUCCGGUGGAAACUACAACGGCUUCCAGGCUCCGACGCAUGCUUUCCCAGAACAACCGCCAGGUGAACUUUUUUUCACAUUAAAAAGACUUGAAUUGCUUCAAAAACUUUCUGAUUUUUUUCAAAGUUUCAAAUUUUAAUUUUAAUUUUUGCUUUCUCAAACAAGCUUUUUGUCUUUUUCAAAAAAAUUAAUAAGUGCGUUUUGAAAUUAUUGCAUUUUCGAGAACUUGGAGAAUUUUUGUGGAGAGAUUCGAGGAAUUUGGGUAACAAAAAAAUACUUCAAAAUGGAAUGAAAUCAAAAUGAGAGUUUCAGGACUACCUGUUUCAUAAGAGCUUCAGCAAAUUCGAAUAAUGACAUAAUUAAAUUCAAAGAAGAUACAGUACUGGCCAUAAAGGUAUUUCAAAGUGGUUAUUCGAGCAUAACUUCUUUGAAAGUGGUUCAAAUGACUUGAAACUUUGCACAGAUUUUAAAUAGCUACUCAGUAACUUUUUCCAGUAAGAAAAACUCAUUUGCUAGAGUCAGACAGGAUUUAAGAGCAAAAAACCAAAAAUCGUGAAAAUGAAGAUUUUUCUCUUGAGAUUCAAAAAAUCAUAUCUUCAAAGAAACGUCGAUUUUGAAUCAGAAACUUUUUGUCCCGGUAAAACAAGUCUUCGGCAUUCCAAAAAACCUAAUCAGGCCCUUACCAACCCGAUAGUAAGAGCGUAGUGACUUUUUCUUCGGAAGGCCCUUGCGUUUUGACGCCUCGUAAUUCAAAUGGACUAUACAAGGUCAUUUUUUUGCUUGAGAACACCCUGUUUCAUGUUGAAAAAAACUUCAAAAACACCCUCAAGAAUAGUUUUACACUGGUUUCUUAAUCUUUCUCACUUUAUCCUCUCUUUAGAACUCACUAACUUCACUAGGUCUGAUUUUUGAAACCUCUGAUUUGAAGCGGUUAUGCUCGUUUUUUUCAAAAAUCAGAACAUUCUCGAUUUCUCAUGUCAGAUUCCAAAGCUUUUUUUAAAAACCUUGAUAAAUAAAAAAAUAAAAAAAGGCCCACUGUGUUUUUGCUUACUUAUUCAAAAAGAUAUAGUGAGUUAUAAUGAGUUUCUCAAAGUUCUCAAAACCUCGUUUCAGCAAGUGUUGCUUAGAAGGCUCUAAAUCUUGUGAAAAAAAUGAUAAAAAAACCUCUUUUUUUUCAUGUUUUUUUGAAUGUUUUACAUCAUGAGAUAAAUUUUUAAGUCCUCUUUCUAGCUCUCAGAUCAAAGAUAGGCACUGUAAAAAGUUUCUUUAAAUUUUAUGGGAAAAUAAGUUUUUGGUCUUUUGAAAUUACUGCUUCAGCAAAAAAAUUAGCAGUCUUCAGGAAGUAGGAGACUGCAAUUUAGCCAUUAUUUAUUUUCGAAUUCACGAUUGAAAAGCGAUUGAUCAGAUUAAAACUGCUUUGAAUGCCCGAAAGUCCAGAAAAACUGUUCAAAUCAGAGGUUUCAAAAUUAGACCAAGUGAAGUUAGCGAGUUCUGGAGAGAGUAUAAAGUGAGAAAGCUGAAGACAUCAGUGUAAAACUCUUCUUGAGGGUGUUUUGAAGUUUUUCAACAUGAAACAGGGUGUUCUCAAGCAAAAAUGACCUUGUAUAGUCCAUUUGAAUGAGGAGGCGUCAAAACGCAUAGGCUUUCCAAAAAAAAAGUUACUACGCUCUUACUAUCGGGUUGGUAAGGGGCUAAUUAGGUUUUUUGGAAAGCCGAAGACUUGUUUUACCGGGGAAAAAAGUUUCUGAUUCAAAAUCGACGUUUCUUUGAAGAUAUGAUUUUUUGAAUCUCAAGAGAAAAAUCUUCAUUUUCACGACUUUUGGUUUUUUGCUCUCAAAUAUUGUCUGACUCGAGCAAAUGAGUUCUUUUCUUGGGAAAAAGUUUGUACGUAGCUAUUUGAAAUUUGUGCGAAGUUUCAAGUCAUUGGAGCCACUUUCAAAGAAGUUAUGCUCGAAUAACCACUUUGAAAUACCUUUAUGGCCAGUACUGUAUGUUUUCAGCUGGAAACGUGUUCAUGUACGAAAGUCCACCUCCGUACCCGGGAAUCGCUGGCCAAACGGCUCCUUUCCCAGCCGGCGGCCUUCAGUUCGCCGGCGGACUUCCCAAUCAGCAUCCAUCGGCUCCACGUUACGAGAACGUUCCUCAUCUCCCUCCUGCUCAGCCUCCUUCCUACACUCCUUAUGCUGAAGCUCCACCACUUCCCGAAAAGCAUUAA